CCAUCCCCCUUACCAAAACCAUACGCAACCCAGCUCUUAUAUACACUUCCUCCAUAUACUCACACAAACAAACAAGUUCUUCCAUCCAAUAUGGAGUCCUUUGGUGUUUCCUUCGCCGCCUCCGAUCUCGAGGCGGGGAUUCGCGUGCGCACCCCCGCCCCCCGCAUGAGGGCGAUUACGGGGUACGCGUUGCACAGGCACGAGCCCAGAUUCUUCUGCGGCGACAACGACGACGGUGCGGACGAGGCGCAUCACUUCCUCGAUGCAUGUUUCCUAUGCAAGAAGCCCCUCGCGGGAAAUCACGAUAUCUUCAUGUAUAGAGGGGACACGCCUUUCUGCAGCGAGGAGUGUAGACAAGUACAAAUCGAGAAAGACGAGGCUCAGGAGAAAAACUCCAAAUACGCCUUGAAGGCUUCUUCAAGAAAAGCGGAGCAGCGGCAGCAGCAGAAGCAGAGCUCUCCGAGAAUCCCAGUUAGCGCAUGGUAGAUCCCCAUGUUGUAUAAACUUAUUUCUAUCGCAAAAGUUAUGUAACGCGAAUCAGAAUCAGAAUGGACGAACGUUUCAUCGUCGCACCGCGGAUGCGUGAAAUAUGUGAGAUUGACGAGAAUCGUAACCGGAAAAAGAAUUUUUCCGGGCGGUAACGGUGGCGGCGAGAGUCGGCUUUUUUUAGAGCCUCUACAACAAGGGCGACAUGUUUGGUGGAUUUGAUUUUCUUUGAAUUUGAGUUGGAACGAAAUGAGAAUUUUGCUUGUUCUUGUAGUCAUGUGUGUUUACAACUCGUCGCUAGAGCUACUUGGAUUAGCUUAGCUUAAGGAUUAAAAAAACCUCCAAAAAAAAAAAGAAAAUACGAAGAAAGAUUUGAAUUUCAGUAAUA
Messenger RNA from Ananas comosus (pineapple), 874 nucleotides. RefSeq lists its product as uncharacterized. Gene Ontology annotation, molecular function: zinc ion binding. The transcript is spliced from 2 exons. The coding region runs from base 91 to 486 and encodes 131 amino acids. The record is from RefSeq and is a predicted model, not a curated record. Gene Ontology annotation, biological process: regulation of DNA-templated transcription. Lineage: Eukaryota; Viridiplantae; Streptophyta; Magnoliopsida; Poales; Bromeliaceae.